This is a messenger RNA of Phragmites australis (common reed), 1183 nucleotides long. RefSeq lists its product as uncharacterized. Gene Ontology annotation, cellular component: mitochondrial membrane. The record is from RefSeq and is a predicted model, not a curated record. The transcript is spliced from 2 exons. NCBI's taxonomy places the organism in Eukaryota, Viridiplantae, Streptophyta, Magnoliopsida, Poales, Poaceae. The coding region runs from base 119 to 904 and encodes 261 amino acids. Gene Ontology annotation, biological process: mitochondrial proton-transporting ATP synthase complex assembly.
GCCCAUAGGCCCAGUUAGGCUCGUCGUCUUGGGCAUUCGCUGCCAUCUCCCAUCCAUUCUCCAUCACUGUACCGCGCGAAAACCCUAGCUACUCCCCCUCCCUCCUCGACCGGAGACCAUGGCGACGGCGAGGAUCCGAUCCGCGGCCUCCCUCCGCGGGAUCCUCCUCCGCCACUUCUCCAUGGGUCCGGCAUCAGCUCCGCACGCUGUCUCCCGAGUCCCAGAUUUCCAGGUUCCUCAGCGUAUUAUGUGGAGGCAUUUCUCAACGUGCAAGCCUAAUUCCCUUGCAAAGCUUGAGAACCUUGGUCUGGUUGCCUGUGUGUAUGGUCAGACAAGAUGGGCUUCUCAAGCUGCUGCUUUGAAAGAAACUGAAGCCAAUGGUGGCAAGAUAAGCAUUGGGCCCAAGCCAAAGCAGAUGAAGGAGGAUGACAAAGAUGAUGGCCUAGUUUAUAAAGGACCAAUAUCAUCAACUAUAAAGAAAGUGAAGCUUCUCUCUCUAUCCACCUGCUGCCUCUCUGUGUCGCUAGGGCCAGUGAUAACAUUCAUGACUUCACCUCAGAUGAAUGUGAUCCUCAAGGGAGCAGUUGCAUCCACCGUAAUUUUCCUUAGUGCCACUACAACUGCAGCCUUACACUGGUUUGUGAGCCCAUACAUUCACAAGCUCAGGUGGCGGCCUGGUUCAGAUAGCUUUGAGGCUGAAGUGAUGUCAUGGCUGGCUACUCCCCUCAAAAGGACAAUCAAGUUUGCCGAUGUUAGGCCUGCUGAGACGAACAGGCCUUUUGUCACUUUUAAGGCCGAGGGCAACUUCUACUUUGUUGAUGCUGAACACUUCUCGAACAAGGCUUUGUUAGCGAGGCUUACACCCCAGAAGCUUCCUCAUGAGUCUGCGUUCAAGAACUUGUGAGUGAAGGUUGAUCUGUUCCACUGGCCGAUGGCUGCACUAUAUGUUAGUACUGUUGUUUACAUUCCAUGUGGAGAUUUGCAAGCUGCAAGUGUCGAACAGUUUUUGUUUAGGAAACACCAUGAGGUCUGGUGUUGAGCCAGCACUUUGAAUAAGUAGAGGUAAGAUAUCCACUUGGGAAUUGGGAUGCCUUUAAACAUGCUUUUGAUCUGUAAUUGCUUUACUUCGCCUGUGUGUGGUCGUUAGCUUGAAAUCUGAUUGCUCAAGUGAUGGGCCGGUGCU